Paramacrobiotus metropolitanus is the source of this 852-nucleotide messenger RNA. Its product is annotated as lipopolysaccharide-induced tumor necrosis factor-alpha factor homolog. Bases 131 to 616 code for a protein of 161 amino acids. The record is from RefSeq and is a predicted model, not a curated record. Lineage: Eukaryota; Metazoa; Tardigrada; Eutardigrada; Parachela; Macrobiotidae. The transcript has 6 exons. Gene Ontology annotation, molecular function: zinc ion binding.
ACAACUAUUUUAACAAUUAAAUUUGACUUUCAUUUUUGUUCCACGUGUUCGUUCUAGACGUAAUAUAAUUCACGAUCUGGACGGGGAAAAAUGUACGGUCAUUAGCAUGUAACGGUGGUGUACGCUGAUAAUGGUCGAUUUGAAACCUAGUGCCUCCGCCACUCCUGCUAAAUCCGGUGCGUCCCAGUCACCUGCUUCCGCCAGCGCUCCUCCUCCUCCGGGUCCUGUGGCCAGCGCUGCCGCGCCUCUUCCCACCACCAGCAAGGUAACUGCCACCGCUCCUCCAUCCGGAGCCGCGUAUCCCCAUACCGUCGUGAUGGCCUCUCCACCCGGCAGCGGAGUUGUGGUCCAGCAGCCGUCGGCAGUUGUGGUGACCGCUGUGACUAUCGUAUCUCCCAACCCAAUGCCAAUGGUAUGCCCAAAUUGCCAUCAGAAUAUCGUUACUACGGUGCAUUAUGAAAAUGGUCUGCUAACCUAUAUUCUUGUUGGAGGAUGUUUAGUCUUUGGUUGCUGGUUGGGUUGUUGUUUGAUUCCCUGUUGUACUCCUUCGUGCCAGGAUGUGAUCCACACGUGCCCAAACUGCCAGCGUUUCAUAGGUCGUUACAAUCGCAUAUAAAGGUUUAGUGCUUCUAUAAUUCUACCUAAAUCCCUGCUUUUCCCAGAUGAUUUUUUCUGACUUUAUACCGUUGCAACAAACAAUACUGUUAAUCUGGAGAAUUUUGUUUAUCGAGCGUUGAUCGAUUGUUUUAACAUAUUUAUAAACAAUUGAGAUCAAUCAGAGAAACAAACCUAUCAUAACAGUCCUUCACAAGUUUGCAAGAAUAAAUUAAAUGCAGCAACAGCAAAUAACAA